AUGAAACGUAUAAGUCUUGUGGGGAGAUCAGUAUCCCCUCUCAAGGUGAUGAUGGAUAUAGAAGUGCCGUUAUGGAUAGCAUUGAUCCUAAAAGAACAGGAUAAGUGUAAUUUAAUACCUCCACCAUGGCUUAAUUGGAGCAAUUUGAAUCGAGUUUAUAAGGAGGAAGUCCAUAACAAGUAUCGCUUCUCUCAACUACCUUGGAAUUGGCAAGAAGUAGCACUUACUUUUUUGAGGUUUGCUCCCGAUGAUAUCGAUGAGCCAAUUUCAAGAUUAUUCAGUAUUUUGCAAGAUCUCAAAGAAAUAAGAAAAGUGAAAGCUCAACGAGGACUCAAGGAAUUAAACGAAUCCAAUAUUCAACUCAAUGGACUAUCAUCCAUGGAAAUCGGUGAAUUGAAGCCAUUUGUGGUGCAAGUUAUGGAUGAGCUACGUCUUCUUCACGGCGCAUCCAACGAAGCCAUCCUCCAAGAAAACAGCGACGAGGAAGUUGAAGCACGUGAUUAA
Candidozyma auris is the source of this 504-nucleotide messenger RNA. It is a transcript of the gene PSF2, whose product is annotated as DNA replication protein PSF2. Lineage: Eukaryota; Fungi; Ascomycota; Pichiomycetes; Serinales; Metschnikowiaceae. The coding region runs from base 1 to 504 and encodes 167 amino acids. Gene Ontology annotation, cellular component: nucleus; GINS complex. Gene Ontology annotation, biological process: DNA replication; double-strand break repair via break-induced replication. The transcript has 2 exons. The record is from RefSeq and is a predicted model, not a curated record.